AUGUCUGAAAUGUCCGAUGUGUCCGAUCACAAAGUGAUACUAGUCGAUUUCGACGGUGACCACCCUCAAGACUGGCCAGCAAAGCGAAAAUGGAUUAUCAUGGCUAUCAUUUCGAUCCCUCUCUUUUUGAUGCCAUUGUCGUCCACUAUCACCACUCCCACUGUCGGUUCUAUUGAGGAUGAAUUCAACGUCUCUUCUUCUAUUACUGGUCCAUUGGCAUUGUCAUUGUUCCUGCUCAUGUACUCCAUGGGCCCAAUCCUGCUUGGGCCAUUGAGUGAGUUAUGUGGACGAUGGCCUGUAUUGCAGGCUGGCAGUCUAGUCUACCUAGCUUUCAAUAUCGGAUGUGGCUUUUGCACGAGUAUCACCCAGCUAUUGGUAUUCCGGCUUUUAAGUGGUGUCGGUGCCAGUGCAUCGCUAGCUGUUGGCGCGAGCAUGGUCGGGGAUGUAUUUCGCAAAGAGGAACGAGGUCUGCCCGUUGCUCUGGUCAGCCUAGGUCCUGUCCUAGGAUCAUGUCUUGGUCCCCUCGUGGGCGGUUUCAUUGCAGAUUAUACCACCUGGCGGUGGGCAUUCUGGUCAACAUCCAUUUCUGCGGGGAUAUUCCUUCUUCUCGGUCUUAUUACCGCGCGAGAGACAUACGCUCCUGUUCUUCUUCGACAAAAGAAGAAAAUCAUCAUGCAAGAGGCACAGCAACAAGGUAAAGAGCACAAUUUAAUAUGGAAGACACCAUAUGAAAAAGACGAAACCGUCGGUCAACUCUACCGACGCACCAUUUCCCGCUCCCUCUACUUCCUCGGCACGCAGCCAAUCAUCCAAGCCCUGGCGUGUUACUACGGCUAUCUCUACGGGAUUGUCUACCUCCUCCUCUCCAGUUUCUCAGAUCUAUGGACAAAACAAUACAACAUGGCAAUCAGCACUGGAUCCCUCAACUACAUCGCACCCUGCUGUGGAUACUUCAUCGGAGCUCAGAUAUGUGCUUUCGGGACCGAUCGUGUCUACAAGUAUCAGGUAGCCAAGAACAAUGGCGUUGGAAAACCAGAAUUCCGUUUGCCGAUUAUGGUUCCAGCUUCACUGCUAGUUCCUAUUGGCUUGCUCUGGUAUGGCUGGAGCGCAGAGUACAAGACUCACUGGAUCGUGCCUGACAUUGGCAUUGCGCUUCCUCUGAUGGGCGCCACAAUCAUUUUUCAGUGUGUCAGUGCGUACCUAUUGGAUACUUUUCCUGUCUAUGCAGCGAGCGCCAACGGCGCUGUCUACAUCGUGAGGGGACUGACUGGAUUUGGAUUCCCGCUGUUCAGUCCGGAGAUGUAUGCAACGCUUGGAUAUGGAUGGGGUAAUACCCUUCUAGCACUCCUGGCAUUGGUGAUCGGAUGCCCUAUUCCGUUCAUUUUGUGGCGAUAUGGAGAGCAGCUGAGAGCCGCGAGUAGUUUCGCCGAUCAGUCUAAGUAG
This is a messenger RNA of Penicillium antarcticum, 1443 nucleotides long. Its product is annotated as MFS transporter. Gene Ontology annotation, molecular function: transmembrane transporter activity. Bases 1 to 1443 code for a protein of 480 amino acids. Gene Ontology annotation, biological process: transmembrane transport. The transcript has 2 exons. The record is from RefSeq and is a predicted model, not a curated record. NCBI's taxonomy places the organism in Eukaryota, Fungi, Ascomycota, Eurotiomycetes, Eurotiales, Aspergillaceae.